GCGGCAAGUGGGAAAUACUGGGACAAACACUGUAUUCGAGUGCAACUGGCAUCCCGGCCAAAAAGAUCGAGACCACUUUACGAGUACGCGCAUGUCGGGCACGAUGGUCCCGUCCGCCCGCGGCGUCGCGCUGGUCUCUCAGCGCCUGGAUAGUCUCCAUGGCGCCAAACGCGGGUGCGGUGGUCUGUCAGGUUACUACCUCAAGCUUCUGUUUGCGGCCGGGUUUGGAUGGGCGAUGGACUCGAUGGACACGUUUCUGUUUACAUACUGCAUGAAGCACAUCACGAUGGAAUUCAAGGCGAAAGGCCGCGACUUCACGUCCCAUGAGCAGGCCAUUCUUGGGUCGUCUGUCUUUGCUGGGUCGUUUGUCGGCGCGUUUCUCUUUGGGAGUCUGGCCGAUCGAUUCGGACGAAGGCCGGUGUUCCUGUGGACGAUGGUUGUGUUUCUCACGGGCAUGGUCAUGUGCGGCCUCGCCGACAGCUACGGCAUGCUUCUCACGUUCCGUUUUGUCACGGGCGUCGGUCUCGGCGGCGAGCUUCCCGUCGCGUCGACGCUCGUGCAAGAGUUGUCACCCAAAGCAAUUCGCGGCCGCGUGAUUGUGUUGUUGGAUGGGUUUUGGCCCGUGGGUUGCUUGCUGGCGGUCGCGUUCGCAUUUGAGCUCAUCAAGUACCUCACUUGGCGCCAUGUCUUCUUUGUCUCGACGGCUCCCGUCGUCAUCGCGAUCAUACUCCGCGUGAUGGUGCCCGAGUCGCCCAAGUGGCUCGCGUCCGUGGGCAAGAACCACGACGCGAACCGAAUCGUUCAGGACAUCGAGAUCGCCCACGGCGUGUACUCGUACACGGCCAAGCUGGACGCACAUGUCGAUGACCCAACCGCGAAUGUGUUUUCGUACCGCCAUCUCAGCACGGUCCAGCGCGUCGCGCUGCUCUUCCGCGGCGAGUACCUCAAACGCACGGUCGUGCUCUGGAUCGUGUGGUUCGGCAUUGCGUUUGUUUACUACGCCAUCUACGUCUGGCUGCCCAAAAUCGUGUCGACCAAGCCCGGCGCGUUUGACAUCUACGGCACGCCAGCGUCCAUGUACGUGAUCUUGGUGUUUCAGAUCCCGGGGUACUUUUCCGCCGCUUACGUCGUCGAAAAGAUCGGGCGGAAGCUGACGCUUGUGCUCUUCCUCUUUUGCUCGUUCGGGUCGGCGCUCAUGUUUGGGUACGUCGACCCGACCGAAGUGAACUUGAUGACGACGGGGUCGUUCAUGUCGUUUUCCAUGCUUGGCGCGUGGGGAGCGCUGUACGCGUACACGCCAGAGAACUACCCGACCAACAUCCGCGCGAUGGGGGCGUCGUACCCGUCGGGAUUCAGCCGCAUUUCCGCCAUCGCUGGCACGUACGUCAUGCCUAUGCUGGUCGAAGCCAAGUGGUCGACGGAAUCGAUCAUGUGGCUCAACGGCGCAAUCCUCAUCGCGUGCUGCGUCAUCUUGUUUGUGUUUGGGUACGAAACGCGGGGGAAAGACAUUGACGACGUCCUUGGCGUUGGCGAGCCCGUCGUCGACCUCCCCAGCAGCCUCAGCGACCUCCUCAGCCCGUACCCCGACUUGCUCGAGUAAAUGAACCCAUCUAAUUAUUCUUCCAUCGGCAUC
Molecule: messenger RNA, 1633 nt
Organism: Aphanomyces invadans
Lineage: Eukaryota; Oomycota; Saprolegniomycetes; Saprolegniales; Verrucalvaceae
Exons: 1
Coding region: 92-1600 (502 amino acids)
Biological process (GO): transmembrane transport
Cellular component (GO): membrane
Molecular function (GO): transmembrane transporter activity
Source: RefSeq, a predicted model, not a curated record